CAUCUUCAUGGGCAUGAACUGGACUUUGAACCGGUUGGUUUAAAUAGUGAACUGGUUCCACAGGGAGGAGGAGCCUGAGAACAGGGAAGUGUCAGACUCCAUUUUCACCUGGACGAGCAGAAGGAAGGAAAGUGAGCAGACUGAAGAUGAGUGGUUAUGAGGAGGAAGAGGACAGAGCAGAGUCUCCAGGGUUAAUCUGUGAGUCUCUGAAGAGUGACUGGUUCAUGGGACAUCCUCCAGUCUUCAGUAAUGAACCUGGACCCUCACACACAAAAGGUCAGGACCACAGCCUGAGAGCAGAGUCUCCAGGGUCCAGAUGUCUGUCUCUGAAGAGUGACUGGUCCAUGAUGAAUCCUCCACACUUCAGUAAUGAACCUGGACCCUCACCCACAGAGGAGAGGAAGAGGAGUCAUGUUUCUGAGGAGGAGCAGUCGUGCUGCUGUGCUUCGUGUCAGGACGUCCUGAAGGAUCCAGUCUCCACCAGCUGUGGACACUGGUUCUGCAGACAGUGCAUCACCUCAUACUGGGACCAGUCUGGUUCUUCAGGAGACUCCUCCUGUCCCCAGUGUGGACAAAGAUCCAGAACAGGAGCUGGAGCAGAUCGUGGUCUGCAGGAGGUUUCAGAUGAACAUAAGCUCAGUGUGAGGAGGAGAUGUGAACAUGUGACUGAAGGAAGUGAUGAAACAGGAAGUAGAACCCUCCUCAACAGGAUCUACACUGAGCUCUACAUCACAGAGGGACAGAGUGAAGAUGUUAAUACUCAACAUGAGGUGAGGCAGCUUGAGACGGCUUCCAAGAAGAAGAUCCUCCACGACACUCCCAUCAAGGUCCACGACAUCUUUAAAGCCUCCACUGACCAGCAGAGCAGCAUCAGAGUCGUCCUGACCAACGGAGUCGCUGGCGUUGGAAAAACCUUCUCGGUGCAGAAGUUCACUCUGGACUGGGCAGAGGGUUUAGAGAACCAGGAUGUGGGUCUGCUGGCUGUGCUUUCGUUCAGGGAGCUGAACCUGGUGAAGGACCAGCAGCACAGUCUUCUCACUCUGCUCCAUGUUUUCCAUCCAGCGUUACAGAAGCUCACUGCAGAGACGCUCGCUGUCUGUAAACCUUUGUUCAUCUUUGACGGCCUGGAUGAAAGCAGACCUUCUCUGGACUUCAACCACAGGGAGCUUUUGUCUGAGGUCACACAGAGGUCAUCAGUCAACGUGCUGCUGACAAACCUCAUCCGGGGGAAUCUGCUUCCCUCGGCUCUCGUCUGGAUAACCUCCAGACCUGCGGCGGCCAAUCAGAUCCCUCCUGCAUGUGUUGACAGGGUCACAGAAGUACGAGGCUUCACUGACGCCCAGAAGGAGGAGUACUUCAGGAGGAGGUUCAGUGAUGAAGAGCUGUGCAGCAGAAUCAUCUCACACAUCAAGACGUCCAGGAGCCUCCACAUCAUGUGUCAAAUCCCAGUCUUCUGCUGGAUCAGUGCUACAGUUCUGGAGCACAUGUUGACCACAGACCAGAGAGGAAAGCUGCCCAAGACCCUAACUGACCUGUACUCACACUUCCUGCUGGUUCAGACAAAGAGGAAGAACAACAAGUACGGUGAGGGACAUGAGACGACUCCACAGCAGCUGACGGAGGCUGACAGGGACGUUCUCCUGAAGCUGGGGAGGCUGGCACUUAAACAUCUGGAGGAAGGAAACAUCAUGUUCUACCAAGAAGACCUGGAGCGGUGUGGUCUUAAUGUCACAGAGGCCUCGGUGUACUCAGGAGUUUGUACUGAGAUCUUCAGAAGAGAGUGUGUGAUCUUCCAGAAAUCAGUCUACUGCUUUGUUCAUCUGAGCGUUCAGGAGUUUCUGGCUGCAGUCUACAUGUUCCACUGUUACACCAAGAGGAACAGAGAAGAACUCAACAGCUUCUGGGGAACAUAUUGGAACACAGACAGUAUCUUCUCCCUGGAUGACCUCCUGAAGAGAACCAUGGAGAAAUCCCUCACCAGUACAAAUGGUCAUCUGGACCUGUUUGUUCGAUUCCUUCACGGCCUCAGUCUGGAGUCCAACCAGAGAGUCUUAGGAGGCCUGCUGGGUCAGAGAGGGAACAUUCCACAGAUCACCCACAUCAUCAUCAACAACCUGAAGGAGAUAAACAGUGAUAACAUUUCUCCGGACAGAAGCAUCAACAUCUUCCACUGUCUGACUGAGAUGAAGGACCACUCAGUUCAUCAGCAGAUGAAACAGUUCCUGACGUCAGGGAACAGAUCAAAGGAGAAACUCUCUGAGAUCCACUGCUCAGCUCUGGUCUACAUGCUGCAGAUGUCAGAGAGGGUUCUGGAUGAGUUGAACCUGAAGAAGUUCAACACAUCAGACCAGGGUCGACGGAGACUGAUCCCAGCUGUGAGGAAAUGCAGGAAGGCUCGACUGAAGAUGAGUGGUUAUGAGGAGGAAGAGGACAGAGCAGAGUCUCCAGGGUUCAUCUGUGAGUCUCUGAAGAGUGACCGGUCCAUGUUUGAGCCUCUGAACUUCAGUAAUGAACCUGGACCCUCACCCACAAAAGGUCAGGACCACAGACUGAGAGCAGAGUCUCCAGGGUCCAGCUGUCUGUCUCUGAAGAGUGACUGGUCCAUGGGAUGUCCUCCAAACUUCAGUAAUGAACCUGGACCCUCACACACAGAGGAGAGGAAGAGGAGUCAUGUUUCUGAGGAGGAGCAGUCGUCCUGCUGUGCUUCGUGUCAGGACGUCCUGAAGGAUCCAGUCUCCACCAGCUGUGGACACUGGUUCUGCAGACAGUGCAUCACCUCAUACUGGGACCAGUCUGGUUCUUCAGGAGACUCCUCCUGUCCCCAGUGUGGACAAAGAUCCAGAACAGGAGCUGGAGCAGAUCGUGGUCUGCAGGAGGUUUCAGAUGAACAUAAGCUCAGUGUGAGUAGGAGAUGUGAACAUGUGACUGAAGGAAGUGAUGAAACAGGAAGUAGAACCCUCCUCAACAGGAUCUACACUGAGCUCUACAUCACAGAGGGACAGAGUGAAGAGGUUAAUACUCAACAUGAGGUGAGGCAGCUUGAGACGGCUUCCAAGAAGAAGAUCCUCCAGGACACUCCCAUCAAGGUCCACGACAUCUUUAAAGCCUCCACUGACCAGCAGAGCAGCAUCAGAGUCGUCCUGACCAACGGCGUCGCUGGCGUUGGAAAAACCUUCUCGGUGCAGAAGUUCACUCUGGACUGGGCAGAGGGUUUAGAGAACCAGGAUGUGGGUCUGCUGGCUGUGCUUUCGUUCAGGGAGCUGAACCUGGUGAAGGACCAGCAGCACAGUCUUCUCACGCUGCUCCAUGUUUUCCAUCCAGCGUUACAGAAGCUCACGGCAGAGACGCUCACUGUCUGUAAACCUUUGUUCAUCUUUGACGGCCUGGAUGAAAGCAGACCUUCUCUGGACUUCAACCACAGGGAGCUUGUGUCUGAGGUCACACAGAGGUCAUCAGUCAACGUGCUGCUGACAAACCUCAUCCGGGGGAAUCUGCUUCCCUCGGCUCUCGUCUGGAUAACCUCCAGACCUGCGGCGGCCAAUCAGAUCCCUCCUUCAUGUGUUGACAGGGUCACAGAAGUACGAGGCUUCACUGAGGCCCAGAAGGAGGAGUACUUCAGGAGGAGAUUCAGUGAUGAAGAGCUGUGCAGCAGAAUCAUCUCACACAUCAAGACGACCAGGAGCCUCCACAUCAUGUGUCAAAUCCCAGUCUUCUGCUGGAUCAGUGCUACAGUUCUGGAGCACAUGUUGACCACAGACCAGAGAGGAGAGCUGCCCAAGACCCUGACUGACCUGUACUCACACUUCCUGCUGGUUCAGACAAAGAGGAAGAACAACAAGUACGGUGAGGGACAUGAGACGACUCCACAGCAGCUGACGGAGGCUGACAGGGACGUUCUCCUGAAGCUGGGGAGGCUGGCACUGAAACAUCUGGAGGAAGGAAACAUCAUGUUCUACCAAGAAGACCUGGAGCGGUGUGGUCUUAAUGUCACAGAGGCCUCGGUGUACUCAGGAGUUUGUACUGAGAUCUUCAGAAGAGAGGGUGUGAUCUUCCAGAAAUCAGUCUACUGCUUUGUUCAUCUGAGCGUUCAGGAGUUUCUUGCUGCAGUCUACUUGUUCCACUGUUGCACCAAGAGGAACAGAGAAGAACUCAACAACUUCUGGGGAACAUAUUGGAACACAGACAGUAUCUUCUCCCUGGAAGACCUCCUGAAGAGAACCAUGGAGAAAUCCCUCACCAGUACAAAUGGUCAUCUGGACCUGUUUGUUCGCUUCCUUCACGGCCUCAGUCUGGAGUCCAACCAGAGAGUCUUAGGAGGCCUGCUGGGUCGGACAGAGAACAAUCCAGAGAUCAUCCAGAGAGUCAUCAACAACCUGAAGGAGAUGGACAGUUAUAACAUUUCUCCUGACAGAAGCAUCAACAUCUUCCACUGUCUGACUGAGAUGAACGACCACUCAGUUCAUCAGCAGAUGAAACAGUUCCUGACGUCAGAGAACAGAUCAGAGGAGGAACUCUCUGAGAUCCACUGCUCAGCUCUGGCCUACAUGCUGCAGAUGUCAGAGGAGGUUCUGGAUGAGUUGGAUCUGGAGAAGUUCAACACAUCAGACCAAGGUCAACUGAGACUGAUCCCAGCUGUGAGGAACUGCAGGAAGGCUCGACUCAGUGGUUGUUUCCUCUCAGAGACUCACUGUGAAGUCGUGGCCUCAGCUCUGAAGUCAGACCCCUCACAUCUGAGAGAACUGGAUCUGAGUAACAACAAGCUGCAGGAGUCAGAAGUGAAGCUGCUGUGUUCUGGACUGGAGAGUCCAAACUGUCGACUGGACACUCUGAGGUUGAUGAGCUGCAGUCUGUCAAAGAUCAGCUGUUCUUCUCUGGCUUCAGCUCUGAGGUCAAACCCCUCUCAUCUGAGAGAACUGGAUCUGACUAACAACAACAACCUGCAGGACUCAGGAGUGAAGGAGCUGUGUGGUUUUCUACAGAGUCAAACAUUUCGACUGGAGAUUCUGUGGUUGAUGGACUGCAGUCUGUCAGAGAUCAGCUGUUCUUCUCUGGCUUCAGCUCUGAGGUCAAACCCCUCUCAUCUGAGAGAACUGCAUCUGAGUAGAAACAACCUGCAGGACUCAGGAGUGAAGGAGCUGUGUGGUUUUCUAAAGAGUCCAACCUGUCGACUGGAGAUUCUGUGGUUGUGGAACUGCAGACUGUCAAAGAUCAGCUGUUCUUCUCUGGCUUCAGCUCUGAGGUCAAACCCCUCUCAUCUGAGAGAACUGGAUCUGAGUGGAAACAACCUGCAGGACUCAGGAGUGAAGGAGCUGUGUGGUUUUCUACAGAGUCCAACCUGUCGACUGGAGAUUCUGACGUUGUGGAUCUGCAGUCUGUCAGAGAUCAGCUGUUCUUCUCUGGCUUCAGCUCUGAGGUCAAACCCCUCUCAUCUGAGAGAACUGAAUCUGAGUGAAAACAACCUGCAGGACUCAGCAGUGGAGGAGCUGUGUGGUUUUCUACAGAGUCCAACCUGUCGACUGGAGAUUCUGACGUUGAGGAUCUGCAGACUGACAAAGAUCAGCUGUUCUUCUCUGGCUUCAGCUCUGAGGUCAAACCCCUCUCAUCUGAGACACCUGGAUCUGAGUGUAAACAGGCUGAAGGACUCAGGAGUGAAGGAGCUGUGUGGUUUUCUACAGAGUCCAACCUGUCGACUGGAGACUCUGUGGUUGAGGAACUGCAGACUGUCAAAGAUCAGCUGUUCUUCUCUGGCUUCAGCUCUGAGGUCAAACCCCUCUCAUCUGAGAGAACUGGAUCUGAGCUACAACAAGCUGAAGGACUCAGGAGUGAAGAAGCUGUGUGGUUUUCUAAAGAAUCCAACCUGUCGACUGGAGACUCUGUGGUUUAAGAGCUGCAGUCUGUCAGAGAUCAGCUGUUCUUCUCUGGCUUCAGCUCUGAGGUCAAACCCCUCUCAUCUGAGAGAACUGGACCUGAGCUACAACUACGACCUGCAGGACUCAGGAGUGAAGGAGCUUCUAGAUCUACAGCAGAGUCCAACCUGUCGACUGGAGACUCUGAGGUGCAAGAGAUCUUCUAGGAGCUGAGUGUGAAGAGGACAGUGUGUGUGGACGGAGGCUGAGCUGUGUCCUGAGGAUCCAGAGGGUGAAGCAGCAGCAGCUUGUGUGUAGAGCGGCUCUGACUGGGCCUUGUUGCUGGGAGGCAGAGUGGAGACAGAGCUCCAGAGGAAUCAGAGGAGGUGGCUGUAAUAUGUAACUUCACCACUAGAUGGCCCUCCACACCCAUUGUGUUUAUUCACAUGAAGAAUGUGUUUAUUGAAAUGACACAACACAAGCAGAAUACAUUAACCCUCUAUGAAGAGUCACAUAUAUGUGUUUAUUGAUUAAAUAAAUUGAUUUAGUUCAACACAAAGUUAAACACAUUGAAAUCACUUUGAGUUUAAAAUCAGAGUUUUGUCUUUGACACAAAAGAUCAAAACUCUGGACUUAAAAAUGGGACGUUUUCAUUUCUGCAUCUGUUGCAGAGCGGUGGUGGCUUUUCUACUUUUGACCCACAGGUGGCGCUGCAAUAUAACAGCAGCACAUCCCAGUCAAAGCCUUUAUAUUCAGUCUAUGAGUCAAACACAUGGAUCAUUUCCUCUGUGACAAACCAGAUGUAACGAGAAGAAAGACAUCUCAGAGAGAAAAGUUUUGUUUCUACUUGUCUCUGCUUUAUUUUUUUUGGGUUAUUUCAAAGCUCAGAUUCAAAUUCAGGUUUUCAAUCAACCAUCAAAAAUAAAUGUAUUAAUAUUUUUCUUAUGUCUAAAAGUUUUUUUUCAAAAGCAUAAGUCACAGGAAACUUGAAACAAACUCAAGGACUUUUACUCUUUUACUUUUAUCUCUGGAUUAUUACACAAAUAAAAACCUCACACAGGAACAGUUUCA
Molecule: messenger RNA, 6917 nt
Organism: Pleuronectes platessa (European plaice)
Lineage: Eukaryota; Metazoa; Chordata; Actinopteri; Pleuronectiformes; Pleuronectidae
Product: NACHT, LRR and PYD domains-containing protein 12
Exons: 18
Coding region: 147-6080 (1977 amino acids)
Molecular function (GO): protein binding
Source: RefSeq, a predicted model, not a curated record